UUUUUUUUUUUUUUUUUUUUUUAAAGUUAGCAGCAGCCAUGUCGGGUGUUGUGCGAGGCCCCGCUGGGAACAAUGAUUGCCGAAUUUACGUGGGGAAUCUCCCACCGGAUAUUCGCACCAAAGAUGUGGAGGACGUGUUCUACAAGUACGGGACGAUCCGAGAUAUCGACCUAAAGAACCGCAGAGGAGGUCCGCCGUUCGCCUUCAUCGAGUUCGAAGACCCGAGGGACGCAGACGAUGCGGUCUACGGACGUGAUGGGUACGACUAUGACGGCUACAGACUGCGGGUGGAGUUCCCACGGAGCGGCAGAGGCUCCAGAGGCGGGUAUGGGGGCAUCGGUGGAGCACCCAGGGGGAGAUAUGGACCUCCAUCCAGGCGCUCAGAGUACAGGGUCGUUGUGUCAGGUCUUCCUCAGAGCGGCAGCUGGCAGGACCUGAAGGACCACAUGCGCGAAGCGGGCGACGUGUGCUACGCCGACGUUUACAGGGACGGAACCGGAGUUGUAGAGUUUGUGCGCAAAGAGGACAUGACCUAUGCCGUCCGAAAGCUGGACAACACCAAAUUCCGCUCCCACGAGGUAUGUGUACGGGGUUUUGAUGAUSUGUCAUGGAUAGUGAUGAUUCUUUGCCGYGUCGCGGUGAGUAUCGUAACGAAGUGUUCCUUUAGUCGCACGCCGACACCCAGCCCUUAUCGUUGCCCGUCUGUAACUUCGGCCAGAGGCAGGAAUGUUGCCUUUUCAAUGUCAAGUUCUCUUGUGUCCGCCAGGGAGAGACUGCUUACAUUCGUGUGAAAUUAGACGGUCCCCGCAGCCCGAGUUACGGACGAUCACGCUCCCGCAGCCGUGGCAGCAGAAGCCGGAGCCGCAGUCGCAGCGCC
Poecilia reticulata (guppy) is the source of this 877-nucleotide messenger RNA. RefSeq names its product serine and arginine rich splicing factor 1a (gene srsf1a). Gene Ontology annotation, cellular component: cytoplasm; nucleus. NCBI's taxonomy places the organism in Eukaryota, Metazoa, Chordata, Actinopteri, Cyprinodontiformes, Poeciliidae. The record is from RefSeq and is a predicted model, not a curated record. Gene Ontology annotation, molecular function: mRNA binding.